Messenger RNA from Pistacia vera, 1252 nucleotides. Its product is annotated as protein EXORDIUM-like 2. The transcript has a single exon. Bases 62 to 991 code for a protein of 309 amino acids. The record is from RefSeq and is a predicted model, not a curated record. NCBI's taxonomy places the organism in Eukaryota, Viridiplantae, Streptophyta, Magnoliopsida, Sapindales, Anacardiaceae.
CCACUUUCUCAUCAAACACUUUCAAGUUAAUCAAACAAAGCAAUUUCUUCACUCUCACUUAAUGGCUUCUAUUUCACGUCUCUCUGACAUCCUCUCUUCACUUCUCUUACUAUCUCUCUCUCUUUCUCUUUCUAACACUUGCCUUGCCACGUCGAGAACGCUGUCAGCUCUUGUUGAGCAGCAACCGCUUGUUCUACAGUAUCAUAACGGUCCACUUCUCAAAGGAAACGUCACCGUUAAUCUUGUUUGGUAUGGAAAGUUCUCUCCCGCUCAAAGGUCUAUAAUCGUUGACUUCCUCAAUUCAUUCAGCUCUGCUACAGCCCCUAGACCUUCUGUUUCUUCAUGGUGGCAAACCACCGAGACAUACAAAGGCGGUCGGCGAUCUCUCGCUGUAGGGAAUCAGGUUCUUGAUGAAAAAUACUCACUGGGAAAAUUACUAAAAACCGAACAACUCAUUGCUUUAUCUUCGAAAGCAGGGAUUAAGAAUAAUGCGGUCAACGUUCUUUUGACAUCUGCUGACGUAGCAGUGGAUGGUUUCUGCAUGAGUCGUUGCGGGACCCACGGUUCUGGUCAAAACAAGAAGAGCAAAUUUGCUUAUGCCUGGGUUGGUAACUCGAUGAGUCAGUGUCCGGGUCAGUGCGCGUGGCCCUUUCAUCAACCUAUUUACGGGCCACAGACUCCGCCUUUCGUUGCUCCUAACGGAGACGUCGGAGUUGACGGGAUGAUCAUCAAUCUGGCAACAGUUUUGGCAGGCACGGUGACGAACCCGUUCAAUAACGGGUACUUUCAGGGGCCAGCAGACGCGCCUCUUGAGGCCGUUAGUGCGUGCACGGGUAUAUUUGGAAAAGGAGCGUAUCCGGGGUAUCCAGGGAAGGUAUUGGUAGAGAAAACGAGCGGAGCUAGCUAUAAUGCGAUUGGCAUAAAUGGCCGCAAGUAUUUGUUGCCCGCGAUGUGGGACCCGCGGACAAACACGUGCAAAACACUCGUGUGACCAAAAUAAAAUUAAGGCUGAUACCAAUACAAACACAAAAUGAUACAUGUAUGCCUACGUAAUGGUAACUGCGUGUAGAUACGUCUUUUUUUAAUUAGAGAUAUUUAAUGCUAGUAUGUUGUAAUUUUGUUGAGUACAAAUAAAAAGUGUGUAAAGACGUUUUCAUAUAUACCUGCAACUGAUAAGUAUAUAUUGUGAAUGUUGAAUGUUGCAAUGGUUUGUUUGGUCAAGACGGAGAAUGGAGAUUCUGAAUUUCUGAUA